Messenger RNA from Ostrinia furnacalis (Asian corn borer), 1040 nucleotides. RefSeq names its product aaRS-interacting multifunctional protein 1 (gene AIMP1). Lineage: Eukaryota; Metazoa; Arthropoda; Insecta; Lepidoptera; Crambidae. Bases 56 to 964 code for a protein of 302 amino acids. The transcript is spliced from 3 exons. Gene Ontology annotation, molecular function: tRNA binding. The record is from RefSeq and is a predicted model, not a curated record.
UCAUAAAUUCGCUUUGAGGUUAGAAAAUAACCUAUAAAUUUAUAAAACAUAUCUGAUGGUUGUAACAAAUAUAAUCCGGAGAAAUAUGUCGCAUAAUGUUGUUGCUAAACUUAUCAACAAUGCAGAAACAGCCGAAAAAAAGCUAGCGGAACUGCGGAGCAAGGUUAUAAAAGACCUAGAUGAAAUAAAAAGGUUUAAGCUUGAAGAAAAAAUCAGAGAUCUCAGUAAAGAAAAUGACAUACUCGCUAUUAAAGUUGAAAAUGCCAAGGCUGAACUUAUCCGCCUUGAAACUUUGAAAGGAAUUAAACAAUAUUCUAUACCUGGCAAAACUACCUCUGCAAUAAACAAUAAUGAAGCCGCACCGAUCAAAACUGAGAUCCAAGAAAAGCCAGUAAUCAACAAAAAGGAAAAGAAAGAAAAAGAUGUUAAAAAAACUAAAGAGAAGUCAAGUGAUACUAACACAAUUGAUACUGUGGAUGUGAGAAAAUUAGAUUUUAGAAUUGGUAAAAUUAUCGAAAUCAGUAAACACCCUGAUGCUGAUUCCCUUUAUGUGGAGAAAAUUGAUUGUGGGGAAGCAAACCCACGAACUGUUGUCUCGGGACUUGUGAAUCAUGUUCCAAUUGACCAAAUGAGAGAUAAAAUUGUGAUGGUGUUGUGCAAUCUGAAACCUGUCAAGAUGAGGGGAGUUACAUCAGAAGCUAUGGUCAUGUGUGCAUCAUCCCCUGAGAAAGUUGAAGUGUUGAUUCCACCUAGUGAGGCAGUCCCAGGCGAUCUAGUCUCUUGUGAAGGAUAUCCUCGAGAGCCUGAAGCUCAACUUAAUCCCAAGAAGAAAAUAUUUGAAACCUGUGCCCCUGAUUUGAAAACAAAUGAUGAAAAAGUUGCCUGCUACAAAGGCAAUCCAUUGGUAAUUCCAGGAAAAGGACCUGUAGUUGCACCCUCAUUAAAAGGAGUUAAUGUUAAAUGAGUAUUAGUUUUUUCACUUUACUAUUUAACACUGUUCAGUGAAUUUAUUUAUCAUAAAAUUAAAUGCUGUUAUACAA